AUCAGUCAAUUAAUGAGUUUUUUUUAAGGGUUAACACUGUCAAUUUAUUUUUUUCGUAUUUUUAGUAAUUUGAUAUUCUCUAUGUUUUUUCAAAGAGAUAAAUACAUUAUACACAUUGUGUUUUAUUGUUAUUCUUAUGUAGCACCAGACAUUUACAUUUUAGUUAUAUAUAGAUUGUUUUAGACUCUGCUACUCUAAAAUGUCAAUAAUCACAAGAGUUGCUUUGCGCAAAUCGUUCGGGGUUUGCAACCCAAUGAACCCUGCAUGUUCCCAAAUCUAUAAUUCUGCAUUAAAGUCAACUGGUUCAGCACAGCAGCAGAUGGACGAGUUUUGGGCGAAAAACAAGGAAACAAACCGACCCAUGUCGCCCCAUCUUACAAUCUACAAACCACAGUUGACGUCCAUGCUGUCAAUCACCCACAGAGCUACAGGAAUGAUGUUAGCAGGUGCAACUUGUGCUUUUGCUGCGGCUACAGUCAUUCCAGGGGCAGCAGAAUGUGCGUUGCAAACAGCAAACUACCUUCAUGGAUCCAUGCUGGGCUCUCUUGUUUUAUUUGACAUUAAAAUGUGCCUCGCAUGGCCCCUGACAUUCCACAUUUGCAAUGGAGUUCGACAUUUAAUGUGGGACAAUGCAUCAGGCUUGUCAUUGAACAGUGUAUAUACAACUGGCUGGGCUGUUCUAUUGAGUAGCCUUGUCCUUUCUGCGUUAUUUACAUUGUUAAUGCAAUAAUCUAACUUUCAAUCUAUUAAAAGUUCCAUUCGUCUUUUCAAGGCUUUCAAUGUUAAAUUAUUGAAACUGUACGAAUAAUAAUAUCACCAGUUUCAUUUACUUAAUGUGGAAAAUACUGUGUUUGCCAAAUUAUCACUAGAGUUUUGUUUGUACAGAAAUAAUUCAAACGUUAAAUAAACAUAUUUAAACAAAGUUUUGUAUUGUGUGAAAUAAA
Molecule: messenger RNA, 944 nt
Organism: Ciona intestinalis (vase tunicate)
Lineage: Eukaryota; Metazoa; Chordata; Ascidiacea; Phlebobranchia; Cionidae
Product: succinate dehydrogenase cytochrome b560 subunit, mitochondrial-like
Biological process (GO): mitochondrial electron transport, succinate to ubiquinone; tricarboxylic acid cycle
Cellular component (GO): membrane; respiratory chain complex II (succinate dehydrogenase)
Molecular function (GO): electron transfer activity
Source: RefSeq, a predicted model, not a curated record